AUGAGCAAGGCCCCGCCGCCCGGGAAGAUGCCCAGUGACCCCGAGGAGGCCGGGCCCGGGGACGGGUCCGCGGACCGCCGCGGGAAGCUGGACGCUCUGCUCCGGGACCCGCGCUCGCCCAUCAACGUGGACAGUCUGCUGGAUGGCUUAAAUUCCUUGGUCCUUGAUUUGGAUUUUCCAGCCUUGAGAAAAAAUAAGAAUAUAGAUAAUUUCUUAAAUAGAUACGAGAAAGUUGUGAAAAAAGUCCGAGGCCUGCAGAUGAAGGCAGAAGACUAUGAUGUUGUGAAAGUCAUCGGGAGAGGAGCUUUUGGUGAAGUGCAGUUGGUCCGUCAUAAGUCAUCACAGAAUGUGUAUGCUAUGAAGCUGCUUAGUAAGUUUGAAAUGAUCAAAAGAUCAGAUGCUGCAUUUUUCUGGGAAGAAAGAGACAUUAUGGCCUUUGCCAAUAGUCCCUGGGUGGUUGAGCUCUUCUGUGCCUUCCAGGAUGACAGGUAUCUGUACAUGGUCAUGGAAUACAUGCCUGGUGGGGACCUUGUAAACCUGAUGAGCAACUACGAUGUGCCCGAGAAGUGGGCCAAGUUCUAUACUGCGGAAGUAGUUCUGGCUCUAGAUGUGAUUCACUCCAUGGGCUUGAUCCACAGGGAUGUAAAGCCCGAUAACAUGCUGUUGGACAGGCAUGGGCACCUGAAGCUGGCAGACUUUGGCACCUGCAUGAAGAUGGAUGAGACAGGUAUGGUGCACUGUGAUACAGCAGUUGGAACUCCGGACUACAUAUCGCCCGAGGUUCUAAAAUCACAAGGGGGCGAUGGUUAUUAUGGGCGAGAGUGUGACUGGUGGUCUGUAGGGGUUUUCCUUUUUGAAAUGCUAGUGGGAGAUACUCCGUUUUAUGCAGAUUCACUUGUAGGGACUUACAGCAAAAUUAUGGAUCAUAAAAAUUCAUUAUCUAUCCCUGAAGACGCAGAAAUUUCUAAACAUGCAAAGAAUCUCAUCUGUGCCUUCUUAACAGAAAGGGAGGUACGCCUUGGGAGAAAUGGGGUAGAAGAAAUCAAACAGCACCCUUUCUUUAAGAAUGAUCAAUGGAAUUGGGAUAACAUAAGAGAGACGGCAGCUCCUGUGGUGCCUGAGCUCAGCAGUGACAUAGACAGCAGCAACUUUGAUGACAUUGAAGAUGACAAAGGAGAUGUUGAAACUUUUCCAAUUCCUAAAGCUUUUGUGGGAAAUCAGCUGCCCUUUAUAGGAUUUACCUACUAUAGAGACAAUUUGUUGUUAAACAACUCUCCACCUUGCAGAGAAAGUGACCCAGUACAGUCAAGGAAAAAUGAAGAAAGUCAAGAGAUUCAGAAAAAAAUAUAUACCUUAGAAGAACACCUUAACAAUGAGCUACAAGCCAAAGAGGAACUAGAGCAAAAGUGCAAAUCUAUUAAUACUCGCCUAGAGAAAACAGCAAAGGAGCUCGAAGAAGAGAUUACCUUGAGAAAAAACGUAGAGUCAGCAUUAAGACAGUUGGAAAGAGAGAAGGCGCUGCUCCAGCACAAAAACGCUGAACAUCAGAGGAGAGCUGACCAUGAAGCAGACAAGAAACGGAACUUGGAAAAUGAUGUUAACAGCUUAAAAGAUCAACUUGAAGAUUUAAAGAAAAGAAAUCAGAACUCUCAAAUAUCUACAGAGAAGGUGAACCAGCUACAGAGACAGCUGGAUGAAACGAAUGCUUUGCUGCGAACAGAAUCUGAUACUGCAGCCCGGUUGAGAAAGACUCAAGCAGAAAGUUGCAAACAGAUUCAGCAGCUGGAAUCCAACAACAGAGACCUACAAGAUAAAAACUGCUUGCUAGAGACUGCCAGGUUAAAACUGGAAAAGGAAUUUAUCAAUCUUCAGUCUGCUCUAGAGUCAGAGAGGAGAGACCGGACCCAUGGAUCAGAGAUCAUUAAUGAUUUACAAGGUAGGCUGUCUGGCCUAGAAGAAGAUUUAAAGACUGGCAAAAUCUUACUAGCAAAAGUUGAACUGGAGAAGAGACAACUUCAAGAGAAGCUUACUGAUUUGGAAAAGGAAAAGAGCAACAUGGAAAUAGAUAUGACAUACCAGCUCAAAGUCAUCCAGCAGAGUUUCGAGCAGGAGGAGGCUGAGCACAAAGCCACAAAAGCACGGCUUGCAGACAAAAAUAAGAUCUAUGAAUCCAUUGAAGAAGCUAAAUCAGAAGCCAUGAAAGAAAUGGAGAAGAAGCUGUUGGAAGAAAGGGCUAUAAAGCAGAAAGUGGAGAACCUGCUGCUGGAGUCAGAGAAGAGGUGCUCCAUGCUGGACUGUGACCUGAAGCAGUCACAGCAGAAGCUGAGUGAGCUCCUCACACAGAAGGAGGUGCUCAGCGAGGAUGUGAGAAACUUGACACUGAAGAUUGAGCAGGAAACUCAGAAGCGCUGCCUAACUCAGAAUGAUCUGAAGCUGCAGACGCAGCAGGUGAACACGCUCAGGAUGUCGGAGAAGCAGCUGAAGCAGGAGAACAACCACCUGGUGGAGAUGAGACUGAGCCUGGAGAAGCAGAAUGCCGAACUUCGAAAAGAGCGGCAGGACGCAGAUGGUCAGAUGAAGGAGCUGCAGGAUCAGCUCGAAGCAGAGCAGUAUUUCUCUACCCUCUACAAAACCCAAGUUAGGGAACUUAAGGAAGAAUGUGAAGAAAAGACCAAGCUUUGUAAAGAGUUACAGCAGAAAAAACAGGAGUUCCAGGAUGAAAGGGACUCCUUGGCUGCCCAGCUGGAGAUUACCUUGACCAAGGCAGACUCUGAGCAACUGGCUCGCUCCAUUGCUGAAGAACAGUAUUCUGAUCUGGAAAAGGAGAAAAUCAUGAAAGAGCUGGAGAUCAAAGAGAUGAUGGCCAGACAUAAACAGGAGCUUGCUGAAAAGGAUGCCACCAUUGCAUCACUUGAAGAAACAAACAGGACACUUACCAGUGAUGUUGCCAAUCUUGCCAACGAAAAAGAAGAAUUAAAUAACAAACUGAAAGACACUCAAGAGCAACUGUCAAGGUUGAAAGAUGAGGAAAUAAGUGCUGCAGCUAUUAAAGCACAAUUUGAAAAGCAGCUGCUGACAGAGAGAACACUCAAGACUCAAGCUGUAAAUAAGUUGGCUGAGAUCAUGAAUCGAAAAGAGCCUAUCAAGCGUGGCAGUGACACUGAUGUGCGAAGAAAAGAAAAGGAGAAUAGAAAGCUGCACAUGGAGCUUAAGUCUGAGCGUGAAAAAUUGACCCAGCAGAUGAUCAAGUACCAGAAGGAACUGAAUGAAAUGCAGGCACAAAUAGCUGAGGAGAGCCAGAUUCGAAUUGAAUUGCAGAUGACACUAGACAGCAAGGAUAGCGACAUUGAGCAGCUGCGGUCACAGCUGCAGGCCCUCCACAUUGGCCUAGACAGUUCCAGUAUUGGCAGCGGCCCAGGGGACACAGACGCCGAGGACGGGUUUCCAGUUUGCAUCACUCAGUCCCACACUGUGGAGUCUGUGUCCUUCUCCUUCCGGCGCUCUUCCACGUCUCUCAGCAUGGCCACUGGGCCUUCUGGGUCCCACGGGCUCCUUGAUGUGGACUCAGACUCAGACUUGGACUCAGACUCAGAAGAGCCUUUGCCUUACUGUCCUGUUUCCUCAGAGCCCAGUGGUACAGAGUCAAGACUAGAAGGAUGGCUUUCGUUACCUGUGCGAAACAACACUAAGAAAUUUGGAUGGGUUAAGAAGUAUGUGAUUGUAAGCAGUAAGAAGAUUCUUUUCUAUGACAGUGAACAAGAUAAAGAACAAUCUAACCCUUACAUGGUUUUAGAUAUAGACAAAUUAUUUCAUGUCCGACCAGUUACACAGACAGAUGUCUAUAGAGCAGAUGCUAAAGAAAUUCCAAGGAUAUUCCAGAUCCUGUAUGCCAAUGAAGGAGAAAGCAAGAAGGAACAAGAGUUUCCGGUGGAACCAGUUGGAGAAAAAUCAAAUUACAUCUGCCACAAAGGACAUGAGUUCAUCCCCACCCUGUACCAUUUCCCGACCAACUGCGAGGCCUGCAUGAAGCCGCUGUGGCACAUGUUCAAGCCCCCUCCUGCUCUGGAGUGCCGCCGCUGCCACAUCAAAUGUCAUAAAGACCACUUGGACAGGAAGGAGGAGAUCAUUGCGCCCUGCAAAGUAUACUAUGACAUCUCCACGGCCAAGAACCUGCUGCUCCUGGCCAACUCCACAGAGGAGCAGCAGAAGUGGGUGAGCCGCCUGGUGAAGAAGAUCCCCAAGAAGCCCCCGGCUCCUGACCCCUUUGCGCGCUCCUCACCCCGCACCUCCAUGAAGAUCCCACAGAACCAGUCCCUGCGGAGGCCCAGCCGGCAGCUUGCCCCCAACAAGCCCAGAUUGCUUGACUUGGCAUUGAAGGACUGGGAUUGGUCCUUUGAUGAUAUUGAUGGUGAUGAUGAUGGUGACGAUGUUUUUGAUUUCUGAAGAAGGAGAUGGGCUAAUUGCCUUCAACAAAAGCAAUCAUCCAAGGCAACUGUGUUCUUCCAGGUAAAACAAGACUGCAAUGUGAUGGCCUGGAACUUAGUAGAAAGCUGUAUUUUCCUGAAGGACACACACACAC
Octodon degus (degu) is the source of this 4579-nucleotide messenger RNA. It is a transcript of the gene Rock2, whose product is annotated as Rho associated coiled-coil containing protein kinase 2. NCBI's taxonomy places the organism in Eukaryota, Metazoa, Chordata, Mammalia, Rodentia, Octodontidae. Gene Ontology annotation, biological process: actomyosin structure organization; regulation of cell junction assembly; smooth muscle contraction. Gene Ontology annotation, cellular component: cytoskeleton; centrosome; cytoplasm. The record is from RefSeq and is a predicted model, not a curated record. The transcript is spliced from 35 exons. Gene Ontology annotation, molecular function: small GTPase binding; Rho-dependent protein serine/threonine kinase activity; ATP binding. The coding region runs from base 1 to 4443 and encodes 1480 amino acids.